Molecule: messenger RNA, 1995 nt
Organism: Lachancea lanzarotensis
Lineage: Eukaryota; Fungi; Ascomycota; Saccharomycetes; Saccharomycetales; Saccharomycetaceae
Gene: AFR1
Product: LALA0S07e07316g1_1
Exons: 1
Coding region: 1-1995 (664 amino acids)
Source: RefSeq, a predicted model, not a curated record
AUGCAUCGUAACGGAUAUUCGUCUCGCGACGAUGUCAGUAUUAAUUCAUUCAAAUCGUCGUCUGGGGACUCAAGACCGUUCAGCGGUCUCGACCCUAGGACCAGGUCAACCUCGGAUUUGUUCGAAGUACCCGUGGGCCGUAUCAAACCAAAGAUGUACAAACGCGCUUCGACAACAUCUGCAACACUCAGCCCUCAAAUUGUUCAACGGUCAAGCCAAAAUCUAUCGUUGAUACCCGAGCAGACGCAGCUGCCCUACUUGCCUUCACACUCUUUAACGCCCUAUCAGAAACAAAGAAAACUCAUGAAGAACAGUUUUCAAUUUCCCAACGGUGAGAGUUUCACACCCAAGCAGAAGCCGAUCAAGGCUUUCUCUUCUUAUAACGGAAAAUCUCACGGAUCCGGACUGCCGAAGUCGGCAAGUUGCAGUAAUUUUCACGCUGGCGUGGAUAGGACAAACUCUUUGGUGAUGCCAGAAAAGCCUAAUCCUUCUAUCCGCUCUGGUAGCUUUACAGCAGCGUCUGUUUCAUACACUCCCAUCCGUCCAAUAAACCGCUUUCACAAAUCCGCCAGCACUUCGAGAUUAUCUCUGGAUGCAACGUAUGGAAAAAAUCAACUGCCGCUCUCGGGUAACGCACCUAAUGGCAGGCUUGCCAGUCAGCCGCCCCUCCGAUCAGCUCCUGCAUAUCUCACCAGCAAUUUCAACAGUCAUUCAUCAAAAACGCAGGCCGUUUCCAGUAAUAAUUCCACGAACAGCACCAACAGUAUGAAAAGUGAGAAUGUUGUAAGCAGUAACACGAGCACAGAUGCAAGUGAAACCCCUUUGAAGCCUGUGGCACCUAUCAAGGACGUUCCUUCGAAUAGGUACACGUUGAAACCAUCUGGCCCUGCGCAAGUUUUGUCCGCACCAAAAAGAGUACCUGCCUCGGCUUCUGUUCAAAUAACAACAGCUAAGCCAAUGGUUCCGGCCAAACCUAUACAAAAAACUCCUUUGAUCCAGCCAGUAAAACCAAAUGCUAGCAAAGGUGUCAAAAUAUCGUCCUCUUCUCGUAUAAGCUCAUUUUUCAGAAAACUGUUACCAUCAAAGAAAACCAAGAAGAUUAUUCCAGAGGGUAAACCACCUAUGAGCAAAAGUAAUACACCCGGUGUUAUUGAGACCAAGCUUGUUGAAACGCCAAGCAUAUCGAUAUCGCGUCCAAGUCAUUCGUCCUCUCAUGAAGCCGUUACUGUUUCGGAAAAAGCUGAAUUCAACGAAGCCGAUCUGGACGGUGCUAAUGACGGUGACAAUGAAGUGGACGAUUAUGACGACGACGAUGAUCAGCUUCUAGACAUAGACUUGGUUUUUGACAGUUUGCUUCUGAAGAGCGACCACCCUACCACCGCCACGUCAAUAUCUCAGAAGACAACGCAGCGAGCUUUAUCACCAGAGGUAAAAUCUUCCGAACCAGCAAUUGAGAAGAAGGUGAUAGUUGAGGACAGCAAUAUAGAUUACGGGCUCGUAGAAGAGUUUUCCCGGUUGGGGAGUUUAAUUGCCGACGACAAUAAAUCUUCUGAAAGUUUAGCGGUCACACCUCCACCACGGUCUCUCAAAAGACCUCUCUUGGCCAACAAAGAAUCGAUGGCUGGAUUUUAUCGAAAACAUGCGUCCGAAAACAAGGUUGCAGAUCCUGACGCGAGACUUGAUGUCAAUCUUAAGCGGGAUUGGGAAAAUGUACAUUAUGACACAGUCAUUGCCCUUGUUACUGUCCAUGAGCAGCCAAAUAAAGGAAUUAUACCCAAGAGACUUAGAUUUGGGCAAUCUGUUUACGUCAAAGACACGUAUGCUGCGAGUGACUACGAGAGAAGCGACAAGAAAUUUAUCCGUGCUCGUCGUCGCAUGAUGCAGACUCAGAACAUGACGUUCAUCCAAGCUGUGAAGCAUCAACUCAAUGAGUUCAAAAAAGAGGAAAUGAUGGUUCACAAUGAGAGUCUAAAGAACACUCAUUACUUUCUUUAA